AUGGCGGUAGACACGAGUUACCUGACCACUCAGGUCAACAACAUCGUGUCCCAGCUUCAUGGCAUUUUUGAUGAGAUCGGAGUCCCUGGCCGUGAGCGGGAGUCUCGUGAGGCAGAGCUGUUUUCGGCCCUGUCAGACACUCUUCAUAACCAUCUCAAGCUUGUUGACGAUGAGAAGGAGAAGUUGACACAAGAAGCUCAGCGGCUCAUCACCACCAUUCAGCAGAUGGAGGCCUCUCUGGGUGACGAGAGGGCCAAUGGCCGUUACGAACUCAACCGUGACGAUUUGCGCGUCACGUAUCCGCUCCAUCGCUGCAUCGCUUUCCUCCGCGAGAAGAGCGAGGCCAUGAGCAAGUUGCACCGGGAGCGCUUUGAACAAGUCAAGAAACUGGUUGAUGCCCUCGAAUCCUAUUCCUCGCACCUCGAGGCCUCCUUUGUUUCUAUUGAGUUGCCGCCCACCGCACCCGGCUCCUCUAUUCCCCCCAGCUUUGAUCUUUCUCCUUCGUAUGUCACAGCCCUGGACUCCGAAUUUACCAGAGUGUACGAAGAGUACCACCGCCGCGUGUCUCAUGUCCAAACCACCUCCGAGGAGAUGAUCAAGCUCUGGGCAGAACUGGGCACCCCUCAAGUCCAGACGGACUCCAACAUUGUCAAGUUUUACCGUGAAUCUCCUGAGCAGCUGGGCCUGCACGAGAACGACAUUGCCAACCUGAUGGGCAAGCGCGACAAGCUGAUUGAGGAGAAGAAGGGUCGCGAGCGCAAGAUCAAAGAACUCAGAACCUCAGUGGAAAGCCUCUGGGAGCGGUUUGGAGUGGAAGAAGCGGACCGCAAGGCGUUUCUUUCUGCCAACCGCGGCUGUGGACUCCGUACCAUCAACGAGUUUGAGGAGGAGCUUGCCCGGUUGAACGAGCUGAAGAGACAGAAUAUGCAUCUCUUUGUGGAAGAUGCUCGCUGCCGUCUCCAGGAGCUUUGGGACAGCCUUUACUUCUCCGAGGAGGAGAUGCUGGAUUUCACUCCUGCUUUCUCCGAUGUGUGCAGCGAUGCCCUGCUCGAGGCGCACGAGGCCGAGAUCAACCGCCUUGAGGCCCUCAAGGAGCAGCGCGCUCCUACUCUGGAGCUAAUUGAUAAGCAUCGGAGUCUCCUGGCGGAUCGUGACUCGUUGGCCUCCUCGAGCCAGGAUGCAUCUCGUCUCAUGGGCCGCGGAAACAAGGGCGAGAAGCGCGAUCCUGGAAAGCUCCUCAGGGAGGAGAAGAUGCGCAAGAGGAUUGCAAAGGAACUUCCCAAACUCGAAGCAGAGCUGCGGAAAGAGCUGGAGCAUUGGGAAGAUGAAUAUGGCCGGCCAUUCUUGGUUCACGGAGACCGGUACCUCGACACCUUGGCUGCCGCUGCCGCUGCCGCCAGGCCGCAAGGGCGCUCUAAGACGCCCUCGGCGCCAUCGUCGACUACGAAAUUAGCUGGCGCAAAGUCUAUCUCACGCCCUGGCACUGCCGGCUCCAUGCGAGGACCUCCCCCGCCGCGCUCGGCGACCAAGACCCCGACUAGCAGUGGACCUGUGAAGCAUAACACUAUCGGUUAUUCCGGCGCUCGAUCUGCAGGAGCAAAGUCUCCCUCCAAGCUUCCUGCCCGUGCCCCGCUGAGCAAUAUGCCCCAUGGAAACAACUCCCCUGAGCGUCGCACUGGGCCAGGCUCCUACUCGUCUAGCACGGUCAAUGGAAAGAUGGGACCUCCUCGUAUGCCGCCACCAAGGAUGCGAGCUCUGACCGUUGAAUCAAACAAUGAGCGCGGCAACUAUAACAACGCGGAGCCGCCUCGCUGCAAUAGUUCCAUGUCCAGUGCCUUUGUGAGGCCUGUCAGCCCUGAGGACGUUUAUGAUGACCGCCAGCGUUCCUUCAUGAGCUCUUCUGCUCUAUCUCAUUCCCGUUCAACUGGACUCUCUCAAUCCUCCCAUUCUUCGCAAUCCUCGCUUUCCCUAAACUCCUCCAUGCAAGGCUACCCGCGGCCGAACCCUUACCUGCAGCACGCACCUCCUCCGCUGGCCUCACGCAUGCCAUCCAGUUCUUCAUCCGCCAAUACUGCAUCGUCCGAGAACUGGGAGACAUUCGAUGAUGCGUCUGACGCGGAAAUGGACGCAAAUGACGUCUACUAUGCCAAGCUCCGAGCCGCCAACGGCAAGCGGUUUGCUCCCGAUGAUGGCCUGGAUCUGGGAGGCAAAAAAGCCAAAGGCAUCCGAAGUGUGAGUCCCGAUGGUCCGCAUGCUGGGCAGGUCCUGCGUGUGGCGGGCAGCGACAACGAGUGGAUCGAAGAGUUCGAAUCUUACUAG
Molecule: messenger RNA, 2319 nt
Organism: Penicillium riverlandense
Lineage: Eukaryota; Fungi; Ascomycota; Eurotiomycetes; Eurotiales; Aspergillaceae
Product: putative microtubule associated protein (Ase1)
Exons: 4
Coding region: 1-2319 (772 amino acids)
Biological process (GO): microtubule cytoskeleton organization; mitotic spindle midzone assembly
Cellular component (GO): cytoplasm; spindle; mitotic spindle midzone
Molecular function (GO): microtubule binding
Source: RefSeq, a predicted model, not a curated record